Molecule: messenger RNA, 5611 nt
Organism: Diachasmimorpha longicaudata
Lineage: Eukaryota; Metazoa; Arthropoda; Insecta; Hymenoptera; Braconidae
Gene: Acf
Product: bromodomain adjacent to zinc finger domain protein 1A
Exons: 8
Coding region: 619-4878 (1419 amino acids)
Biological process (GO): positive regulation of DNA replication; regulation of DNA-templated transcription; regulation of heterochromatin formation
Cellular component (GO): CHRAC; nuclear chromosome
Molecular function (GO): DNA binding; protein binding
Source: RefSeq, a predicted model, not a curated record
GCACGAUUCAGUACCGUGUACUCAGCCACGAAGAGAGUUUCUUAGUUUCAUGCGCCGUUAUUUCAACACCAGGUGGUUUUCUACCGAAGAGAAUCUUUUACCCCGUUCCAUCAUCGCCAGCGAACUCAUUCCCACUUACCCCGACUCUUAAUCCUUCACGAGUAUAUCCGGAUAAUAGGGAAAAGCUUCGACAAUUGGCGAAAAAAAGCGCGCAAUCAUGUGUCGUACCUGAGCCAACCUACAAAGUCCUUUAAAAAACAAAAGUGCAGCUGCAAAAGGGUGGUUUAAACCGCUGAAAUGUCGUAUACGAGUGACUAACCCUGUUUAACAUCCCCUGAAGGAGCUAGUGAAGUUGAAAAGAGCUAGUGAGCCUCGUGAUAGGGGGUGUGGGAGGCACGGGAACGGGCUUGUUCAAUUGGAUAUAAUGUAAAUUUCGGACAGAACGGUAUCGGCUGUGCCAGGAGGGCUUUGGUUGGUUGAUUUUAACCACUCGUCUGGCUACUGGCUCUCGUGCUGCCAGAAAGGAGCGUUAGAGCGUCAUCACGCAAUUGAGAGUAUUCCAGGUUGUUUGAAAACGACAACUGUCUUUUAGUUAUUGAGUAAAAAAAUUCAUUGACAAUGCCGUGGUUGAGGAAAAAGCCGUUUCAACGUCUUCAUGUAUCAUCGGACUACAGGGACGAUGAUGAGGUUUUUCACUGUGAAGUUACUAAUGAAGUUUUCAAAGAUUAUAAUGAAUACUGCGAGAGAAUCAUACUGUGCAACUCCACCAUUUGGUCGUGCAGUAUCACGGGAAAGACUAAUAUGACGUAUGAGGAGGCACUCGCUUGUGAAGAGAAUGCUAAGGCUAGUCUCAAGGAGUUUCCCAUGGAGUUGAGAAUUCCCAUUUUGUAUUUGGCGACCAAAACCAACAGGACUUCGUUCAACGAAAUGAUCGAGGAUGUGUACCAGUAUGCGAGAGACAGGUAUUUCAUCGGGGAAAUGGUGGAGGCAAGCUUCACGGAGGAUUCUUGGUGUGAGUGCCAUGUGCUCCAGGUUAUUGAACCCACUGACGAACAAAUCAAGGGGUAUUUGAAGGAGAAUCCAAAACAAAGCUCCCAGGAGCGUCACUACCACCCCCCAGCCCAGCUCUUCCGCUACGAGGUAGAACAACUUGAUUGGGGCGAGAGUGAUGUGAGCCAGCUGAUGAUAGUAGAAGCCUCCCAAAUCCGACGAAAGAAGCAGCUGUACGCCCGCGAGCGCAACAAAAUCUUUCUUCGAAUGCUAUGCCAGCAGGCGCCGAAUGGUAUCUGGAUCGUCAAGGACGAGAUCCAGCAGAAGUAUGGCAUUCCAAAAGUCCGUUUUGACUCGAUCUUCGCGGGGCCCAUUCCGGACUUUUCAAAUUUGCCAAAGCGUCCUGUUGUCAUGAAGCAAAAGCAGGGAACCCUCGACAAAUUCCUCACCUCGAACCCCUCCAAGUCUACACAGGAUGCUUUCAAGCCAUCCAAGCCUGUGGAGAACAAUCACAUUGUGAAAAAAAGGGGCCCCAAGGGGCCCAGGCUCAACGGAAAAUACAAGGAGGAUCAAAAGGCAAAGGCUGAGGAGCAGAAAGCCAAGAAGAAGGCAGAACGUCUCCUCAAACGCGAGAAAAAGAAAGAGGAGAGGCUGAAGCUGGCGGCCUUUUCGGCGUACCUUAGAGAUUGGCAGAAACCUCGGGAGGACCUCGAAUGCGAGGACCUUAGGCCUAUCCCAGACCCAACACCAGUCAACUGUCGCAUUCCUGACGCCAAUUUCGGGGAUUUUGUCAUGAUCAUGGAGUUUCUUCACUUUUUUCACGAGGAGCUGGAGAUCUUGUCAUAUUUUCCUGGUGGCGUGACCUUUGACGUUCUAGAGAAGGCUCUCCUACUGAAGGAGACGUCGGGCCCUUGGUCGGACCUUCUGCAACUGCUGUUGGCCAAUAUUUUCAAACAUCAGGCGGAGGAGGAGGACGAGAUACAUGAGGCGAAUUCUGCUGAGGGACUUGCUGAGGCGUCUAUGGAUCAUGGAGUUUCUUCCAUGGCUGAAGCUGUUAAGCUGGCUACUCUUGCUUCUACCUGGUCUCAGACACAUCACGGAUGUCAAUUGUCAGAGGUAGCACUCGAUCAUGUUACUGUCAGUGAAAUACUCAGGCAACAUCUACUCUCUUCUGGGGGUAGAAUCAGCGAAGUUGCCUCUAAAUGGCGGUACUCACAGAGGGGAGGGUACACCAAUCAUGAUGAUCCAGCUUUGGGACUUAGGAUCAUGCAGGCGAGGAUUCUCAGGACUCUUGGACACAGGUCUGUUUGUGAGUUUGAACUCCAGGACAGGCUCAUCGUGGUGACUUGCCUAAUCAAUCAGCUGUUGACAUUUGCCUCAAUCAGAGAUGUUAUCGAGGAGAGAUACGACAAGUUGCAUCAGGCGAGAAGAGAGUUGAAGUCGUUCAUUGUGGCUGAACAAAAAAAAGAGAAAGAGGAGAGGGAGAAGAUGAAGGAGGAAAGGGAGAGGAUGAAGGAGGAAAAGGAGAGUGGCAAGCUCAUUGAUGAGAUCGAUGAGAGACCCAAGAAGACAAGGGGAAGCAGGGAGGAAGAGAAGAAGAGGGAGGAGUAUGAGGAAAGACUGGGGGAACUCAGGCAAGCUGCUAAGGACGAUGGAAUGAUGUUGCUCUUGGGGAUGGACAGGGCCUUUAGGAGGUACUGGAGGCUGUUGUCGGUGCCUGGGAUUUUUGUCGAGGAUAAUGAGGAGUAUCCGGGCGGCUGUAUCGAGGGGGGAACUAAUUAUGUACCACAACUACAGGACAAAGCAUCCGCAGAGAUAUACCUCAGAAGCAAAUUCGAGGAUGAAAAAAGUGACAACAAGGAGAACGAUUUCAAUAAAUCAAAAAAGAAAAAAACCGUGACUUUCGAAAAAAAAGAUAAAAACGGUUUAAAAUCCCCUCGAAAAGACUCGGACGUCAGACGAGCCCUGCUGGCAUGCACAGGUGACAAAGACUGUCCCGUACACCAGUCCAGUACCCGUUCCAAAUGGAGUUUUUUUGGUCGUCAGGAGGAAAUCGAGGACCUCAUAAAUGGUCUUUCAAUUCGAGGAAUUCGUGAAGGCGAUCUACGAAAUAACCUCAUCCAGGAGAGCGAGAGCAUCUCGAUGGCACUCAUCAACUGCCCAAAACACAAACUGAAUCCCGAUGUCUUUUCUCCCUCAAAUAACAAUAACUCCACCAACAAAUCCCGGAAAUCUAAGCAGGAUAGCACAAACCUCAAUUUCCUGCCAGAUGUGCCUAUAGACGAGGUUAUGGAAUUGACCCUGAGGGACUACGUGUUGGAUCUCGAGGACAAGGUGAAGGCUGGAUGCCUGGGAUCAUUAAAGGUGAAAGACAGGGACGCCUGGAGGAAGGAAGUGGGUGCUACCGGAGUUGAUUCUCCAGGAUUGACGACAGCUAUUGAUAAAAUUAAAAAUGAAAGUAGGAACAGUCGUCCUGGGACACCUGACUCUGAGUUAGGAGCCAGUGGCAAGACUUACAGAGAUCCGGGGAAGUACCUUGGGCCCCCAGCUGAUGACGAGGUGCUGCCCGAUGCCAGACAACAGGCGAACAUCAGACAAAUGGCCUUGACUAUUCUCCAACUGUUUCACGCUGUUGAGCCUAAGUACCUGAAGAGACCCCUGGGGAAUGAUGAGAAGGACAAAAAAUACUCAUGCGAGGAGAUGAGGGACAAGUGGGAGCUAUCGUUGUUAGCCUCGACCAGUUGGUCCCAAUUGUUUUUACAUCUUAAUACCUUGGAGGGGAGCAUAGCCUGGGGUAGGAGUGCUCUCAAUGCUCGUUGCAGAAUAUGCAGAAAGUGCAAGGACGCUGAGCACAUGCUUUUAUGUGAUGGGUGCAAUAAGGGACAGCAUUUGUACUGUUUAAAACCGAAGCUCAAUAGUGUGCCUGAGGGGGACUGGUUCUGCGUUAAUUGCAAACCGAAGGAGGUCAAGCCCAAGGCCAAGACCAGGAAGCGGAAGAAGUUCGAUGAGGAGGACGAGGAGGAGAUAAUCAAAGACGAGGAGAUGGAGGUCGAGGUGAAGAGGGAGGACGAGGACGUCAGUGAUAGUCAUUUUGGAAAGAUGAAGAAAAUGGAGACCUGCAGUCAGUGCAACAGCACUGGUAGCCUCUUUGGUUGCGAUAUUUGUAAUAAGUUGUUCCACUUGGAUUGCGUCGAACCGCCCAUGUCCAGGGCGCCCAGGGGGCGCUGGCUCUGCCAUGAAUGCAAGAACCUCAAGAAGAAUGCUACUAAAUUUGUGAAAGGCCGCGAGCGUGAAAGGGAAACGGAGAGACAGUGUGCAGCAGCUGCACGAUUCCGGAUCCAUGGUUUCGCCAAGAGCCUCCUCAGUACAGAAUCCUCCAACUGGUGGGACGAUGGGAGUGCUUCAGAAGAGGUGGAGCAGAGACAGACUCGCAGAGCAACGAAGAGAGCGGCUGCUGUUCAAGAUAAGACACUUCACGAUCUUCUAAAUGAUGUGAUGCAUCACAGAGACUCCUGGCCAUUCUUAUCACCCGUUAGAACUGAUGAAGUACCUGAUUACUACGAGUUUAUCAAGAAACCCAUGGAUUUUGGCACAAUCAAGGGGAAACUUGAGGGUGGAGUUUACGAGCAUGAUUCACACUUAUUCUUCGCUGACUGUCUACUUAUAUUUGAUAAUUGUCAUACGUACAAUGCAGAUCACAGUGCUGUUUACAAUUACGUUUACAGAGCUGGAAUGAGACUCUCCAAGUACUUUGAGAAAAGAGCCCGAGAGAUGGGAUUCAACUACAGCGAAGAGUCCGUUCGACCACCGCCUGCAAAGAAGUUCAAGGAAGAUCCAGCUCAGAAGACCUCGUCCAAUGGGCAUCUACCUAUCAAUGGCGAGAGUUGAAAGGAGAGCUGAACUCUGCACUUAUAAUAAAUUACACUUGACUCGUGCCCUCUAUUUUUCAUUGCAAAAUAGACAAAAAAUUUUUCAAUAAUAGAUCCGAGAUAAUUGUACUUUAUUUUGUUAUAAAACAAUGAUCAAGAUAAUACUGGUGUGUGUUGUUCACAUUCCUGACAUUAUCGAAUACUCACGAGUAUCUGAGAAGGCACCAGCGCCCAGUAUUAAAUAUUAUACUGAAUAUUUUUUAUGUCGAUGAGGAGAUUACUGGAGCCAGUACAACACUGCAGUGUUCUUAUUAGUCUUUUUAGGUUAGAAAAAAUGCAUAUUUGUUCUUUUCAUUUCAUGCCCAUUUAGGAAAUGAACAUAUUCUCAUUUUUUUUUUUUCUUAUUUAUUGUAUGGAUUAUUCAAUCUUGAGAGGAUUUAGCACCAGUGGGAGAUUUUUUGUGGAGGAAGUUGACGAAAAAUGACCUGUAAUUUAAUCUAAAUAAUAUUGAGUACUUAGGACUUCUAAAUAAUAGAAAAUUAUUUCUGUGUGGUAUAUUGCUGAUUAUUGAGUUGAGUUUCGCACUUAAUCUGACAAAUUACGCUCUCAAAACAUCCAUCAUUUGAGGCUGGACCUAUUGUUAGGGUAUAAAAAUAAUAAUUAUGACCGAUUUAAAGAGAUACUGAUGAGCUCUGUAAUAUCGUAUGUUUUUUACAAUUAAACAUUGAUAAUAAAUGAUAUUGUAUUUAAAA